CCAUUGUUGGACAGCCCCACAGCCUGUGCUUGAGCUGAAAGUUGAAACCUGCCGCUCAGCAGCGCUUGUUUUUGAAUUCUGCAACACUAGAUACGGCAAUUGCGCUUGUGUCUUGAUGUUGUGAACAUAACAUUACCUGGCAAAGCCUCCGUUGGCUGUUGGCGACCAAUCGACCAACGAGAAGAGGUCCUGCUGCAACAAUGCACGCGCUUUGACUAGGCGCCUUGGCGCCUUUGAGCGCCUGUACUUUCAAGCCUAAUGGCGUUAUCGUACAGCCAGCGGGCGUCAAGGCACCGAAAAUUGCUCUGGGCCUUGGCUGCUUCGGGCGCUGGGCUUGUGCUUCUGGAAGGACGGCUACGUGAGGAGGCUCUGGAGCGUGGCACGACAAAGCAGCAAAUUGCACGGGAGCGCAUCUCCGAGGCGGCAUCGACGGUGCGCACCGCAUCCACCGUCGCGGGGGCGCUGCUGCGGACUGCCGUGCGGACUUCCAUUGAUGCGGUGGAGCGGCGGCAGUUCGACUCGGGCCGCUUCAGUGCUGCCCUGGCCGCCACAGUCGCCGACCUAGCUGCAGACGCGCCCUCGCGCCGCCAGCUGCUGGCGGCAGGCGGCGGCCUCUUCCUGGACUGGCUGCUACAACUGGCCUAUCCCGAACUGCCGGCAGUAGCAGCAACAGCGGCAGCGGCUACAGCUGCGGCGGCGCCGCCCUCCUCGGCAGUAGCAGAUCCAACAGCGGGGUUGCCUGGGUUGCCGGAGGGAGCGGCUGAUGGCGGAGCAAGCGCCAGUGGAGCCGGCGGCGGCUUAUGUGGACCGGAGGGCGUGGCUGGGUUCUGGGAGCAGCAGCAGCGGCUGUGGCAGCAGCAGCAGCAGCAGCAGCAGCAGUCGGGGGAGGCGGGGGAGGCGGGGGAGAGCGGCGUGGCGGCGCAGCUGCGGCGGCUGCGCCUGGGACUGGGGCCGUCGCCGGCGGGUGCGGCCGCGGGCGGCGCGGGGGAGGAGGACGCGGCGGCGGCGCGUGUGGCAGCGCGGCGGUCCCUGGCGGCGGAGAGAGCGCUUGAGAGCAUCCUGCAGGAUGAGGAGUCGGCUCGGCUGUUGCUGGAGCGGCCUGGCGCGGUUCCCCGGCUGCUGCGGGCGGUGGGGUCGGGCGAGGCCAGUGCGGCGCUGGCGGCGGCGCUGGCGGCGCGGGCGGCGGAGCCGCGAGCGGCGGAGGAGGCGAUGACGGCAGACCUGCAGGCGGCCGUAGAGGUGCUGCGCGGCCGCGGCGGAGCGGCCGCCGCCGCCGCCAGCGGCGCUCUGGGCGGCGCCGGCUUCGCCUUUGGCGGCAGCAGCCUGUUCCUGCAGCGCAUCGCGGCGGGGCUGCUGGCGGCGUGGGCGGCGGGCAGCGCCGCCAAUCGCGCCAAGCUGACUGGGCUGGGGCUGCAGGCGGCGGUGGCGCAGGUGGCGACGGCGGUGAGCGGCAUUGGCGAGCAGCCGGCGGUGGAACUGCAGUGGGAGCUGCUCAGGCUGACGCGCGUGAUGUCGGAGCACGCCACCCCCGGCGAGUCCCACCACUUGGCCGCCUGCCUGAUGCCGCUGCUCUACACAGCAGCGGACGCCGCGGCAGCAGCAGACGCCGCCAUGGCCGCCUACGCCGUCGACACGCUGGCGGCGGCGGUGGCGGCGGGCGGCGAGCCGGUGGCGGAGCGGGUGGCGGCCAGCACGCUGCCGCACCUGCUGUGGCAGCUGGCCAAGGACAUGGGCGCGCACAGGGUCUACCCGCCCAAGCCCGCGGCGGGUGCUGCAACGGGCGGGGCGGCGGCGGCCGCAGCGGCGGGCGCGCGGGACGGAGCACACGGAGCACGGCCAGGCGGCGCCGCGGCGGCGGCGGCGGCGGCGGCGGCUGCUGGGUCGGCCCCUGCAGGCAGUGCCGGUGGCGCUGCGGCGCACGCCGGCGCGGCGAAAGGGGCGGCGGCGGGCAAAGGAGGUGCGGCGGCGGCCGGCGGCGGCGGCGGCGGGCCGCGGCCGGCGGCGCAGGUGGCGGCGGAGAAUGCGGCGGCGGCGCGGCGGGCCAAACGCAGUGGCGCCGUCAUGCAGGUCAAGGACCCGGCGGUGGCGGCCUCGGUGGCGGGCGCGGUGGCGGAGCUGGCCCGGGCGGGGCUGCUGCCGGCGGAGCACGUGCCGCGGUGGCGGGACUGGCUGCUGGACGUGCUGUGCGUGGAGGGGCCGGAGGCGGGAGAGGCGGCUGUAGCAGCAGCGGGCGCCGCAGCGGCUGUAGCAGCAGGAGGAGGAACAGGAGCAGGAGGUGGUGGAGGUGGAGGAAGUGGUGCAGCGGUGCAGCAGCAGCAGCAGCGCGGCGUGUCGCCGCCGCGCGCGCACGCCGCGGGGCGGCCGCAGCGGAUGCAGCAGCAGCAGCAGCAGCAGCAGCAGCAGCAGGAGGCGGGGGCCUCGGGGCGGGUUGGGGGGCGGGAGCCGGGGCGACACGUGUCGCUGCCGUCCUGGAUGUCCAUUCCGCUGCCGCAACAGACCGGGGCUAGCAGCGGCGGCGGAGUCGGAGGCGGCGAGGACACCGGCGCUGAGGGCCCGUCAGCGGCUGGUGGCGGCGGCGGGGGUGGUGUGGCGCGGGAGUGGCGGCGCGGCGUGUCGGCGGCGGCGGCGGCGGCGGCGGCGCCGUCUUCUGAUGCGGAGUUGGUCCGGCUGCGUGGCGCUGUGGUGGCGGCACUGGCGGCUCUGUCGCAAAUGCCUGGGAACCACGGUCUGCAGGCCGCGCACUACUGGCUUAGCCGGCUGCUGAGCGAGCUGGCUGGCCGCACGCUGCCGUACACGGCUCUGGUGUACACGGCGGAGGGGCCGCGCAGCCCGCAGGACCUGGUGCACGCAGUGCCGGUGCUGCCCAGCUACGUGCAGUCGGCUGUGGAGGCGCUGGAGCGGGCGGCGGACGCGGUGGUUGCGGAGGCCUCGCCGCCACUGCCGCUCGAGUUCGACCUGGCUGGCAGCGGCCUGGUGGGCUCGCCGGCUUGGAUCGACCGCAACCGGAAUAAAGAUAUAGAUAAGGAUAGAGAUAAGGAUAAGAAGAAGGAUGGCGCGGAGGAGCGGGCGGCGGCGGCGGCGGAGGCGCAGCGGGACCGCGCGGCGGCGGCGUAUCGGCAGGCGGCGCACGUGGUGGAUGUGGUGGUGGCGGAGAGCAAGGCCGCGGACGCGCUGGGGGCGCUGUGCGCCAUCGUGGCCCCCGACCCCGCCAAGCAGCGCUGGCUGCUGGAGCGAGGCGCGCUGCCGCUCAUGCACCGCCUCACACGCACCGCAGACGACCCGCGACUGCCCCUCGCCGAAGCAGGGCAGCCCGGCACCGAGGCCGCGGAGGCGGCGGCGGCGGCCGAGGCCGCCGUGGCGGCUGACGCCGCCGCCGUGGCGGCGGUGGGCGCCGUUGUGGUUGGCGGCGGCGCGGCGGCGGCGGCGCCGGUGGUUGUGUCGGAGUUGAUGUCGGACCACGAGGGCGGUCCCUCGCUGUGCCUGCAGCGGCAGGUGGCGAGGAUGCUGGCGCUGGUGGCGCUGCUGCCGGAGGCCCAGGACAGCCUGGGGGCGGCGGCGGCAGCCGCCGCCGCCACCACCACCUCUGGCUCACCCGCCGCGCCCGCAUCCGCAUCCGCCGCCAGCAGCCAUGGCGGCAGGGCCGGCGCCCACCCUGCUGGCGCUGAUGGCGCUGGCGGCAGGAUCAGCGCCGAUGGCGGCGCCGCCAGCUGGCCGCAGUGGCUCCGCGCCGCCGCCGGCAGUAGCGACUGCCGGCUGUCGUCCAACGCCACGCGGGCGCUGCUGCACAUGGCGGCGCUAGCCGCCAACGCGGCGGCGGUGGAGCACGCCACCGCCGCCGCCGCGGGCGUCGCCGCCAGCCAGCAGCCGCAGCAGCCGCAGCCGGCGGCGGUAGCGGCGGCGGCGGCGGCGCCUGGCGGCGGAAUCCAGGAUCCGAUGCUGGCGGCGGAGCCGCUGCCGCCCGUGUACCUGGAUGGGAUCCAUCUCUUGGAUCCAGGUGCGCGGCAUCAUUGGGCGCUAGUGAAGGAGGCGGCGCAGGCGGCGGCGCGCGUGGCGGACGCGAGGGCUGCCACCGCCGCCGCCACGACGGCGGCGGCGGCGGCGCACGUGGCGGCGCGGGGCGGCGCGGCGGCGCGCCUGCCGGGCGUGACCGUGGCGGCGGCGGACUCGUGUCCUGAGCAGGCCACGUUGUGUUCGGCAUCUGGCGCACGCGGUGGGGAUGCUGUAAAUGGCUCUGCGCCUGCUGCUCACACCAAUGGCGGCGCUGGCGGUGUUGGAGGUGGGGGUGGAGGCUACCGCUACAGCAGCCGCCCUGCACAACAAACACCAACGGCGGCGGCGGCAGACCGGGGCGCCCUGGAGGUGGUGGGCGCGCUGGCGCCCGCCAUGGCCUCAGCGGUGUACGACGCAGUGUCGUACAUGUUCGUACGACUGCCGGCGGCGGUUAUGUACGGCGCCGCUGCCUCCUUGGCGGCGGUUGGCGGCGGCGGCAGCGGCGACUGGCAGUACGGCAGCGGCGGUAGCGGUGGCGGCGGCGGCGGCGGGUCAAGCAGUGUAGCGGCAUCGCACAUGGCUGCGGCAUCCGCCGCCGAGCCCCCCGCACACGCGGUGCCUCCCUACCCCGCCCCUUACGCCCCCUCCCCAACCUCCUCCUCCUCCCCAACCUCCCCAACCUCCUCCCCCUCCCCCGACCCCGACGCCCCGCCUGACGUGGACGUUGUCUUCAUCCACGGCAUCCGCGGCGGCCCCUUCAUCACGUGGCGGCGCGCCGGCGUGAUGAGCCCGCCGCACGGCGCCGCCAGCCACAUGCAGCGCGGCGCCUGCUGGCCGGCCACCUGGCUGGCGGCCGACUUCCCGGGGGCGCGGCUGCUGAGUGUGGAGUACCUGGCGCCCGUGUCGGCGUGGGAGGGCGAGUCUCUGCCGCUGGAGGACAACGUGAGCCGAGUCAUGUGCCAGCUGGCGGCGGCGGGUGUGGGCUGCGGGCGGCGGCCGGUGGUGUUCGUGGCGCACAGCAUGGGCGGCCUGCUGGUCAAGGAGAUGUUGGCCAGGAGCAUGGACCAGGCGGAGGCGGGCGGCGGCCCCAACGCCGCGCUGGCCGCCUCCACCCGCGGCGUGGUGUUCUUCGGCACGCCCCACUUCGGCAACGGCAUGGCGGCCAUGGGCUGGCGACUGCGCCACCUGCCGGGGGCCUACCCCGCGGCCUCACUGGCGCGACUCACGCCCGGCCCUCACCUGCUGAGCCUCAACGCGCGGCUGCACGCGCUGCACGAGCAGCGCCCUGGGCAGCUGCGUGUGGUGUCGCUGCUGGAGGGGCUGCCCACGCAGCUGUCGGGCGUCAUCCCGCGCAUCCUGGUGGUCGGGCCCGACAGCGCCUACCCCGGCUUUGGCGCCGCGCUGACGCUGCCGCACAACGACCACAUCGACUGCUGCAAGCCGGCCGGCACCGCCGCGCCGGGUUACGUGGUGGUGCGGGACACGGUGGAGCAUGCGCUGCGGAGCUGGGGCGGAGGUGGCGGGGGUGGAGGUGGUGGGGGUGGUGGUGGGGGUAGGGGUGGGGGUGGGAAGGUUGGGGCGGAGGCGGGCGGGUAGGAGGUGCAGGGCCCUGCCGGGAUUGGCAGGCAGGCGGGAUCAGCAGGAGACAGGGAGGACUGAGGUGCGUAGGGAAGGGUACGGUGCGUGUGUGUGUGUGUGUGUGUGUGUGUGUGUGUGUGUGUGUGUGUGUGCUGGUGAGGGGCGGGUGUACCAUUUAUUCGGAAUCCGAGGGAGCCCACACCUUCCUCGGGGUGUGGGGGGGGGGAGGGACUGGGGGCACGGGCAUUCCGUUGCGGCUGUGUGGUGCGGGAAUGGAUGUCCGCUCGACAGUUGUCUGGUGACGCAGUCGCUAGUUGCUGGCAGUGAAGACAAGCGCACUAGCGCGUGCAUGAACGUCUGUCACAACAGUAGGUGGGCGGCGCCUUUGCUGCUGCUGUGUGGUGCGGCUGUGGUCGGCGCCAACGCCAACGUCGCGUGUGCACGGCAGCGACAGGCAGCCGGCAGCGACAGGCAGCGGCGUGAUGAUGUGGAGCGUGGAUAGACCCCCGGUGUGUGGGAUAGUCUGGGCUGGCCGGCUGGGGUGGGUGGGGUGGGAUGCCCGUGCGUGUGCAUGGGCAGUGGCGGGGGGGGGCAAACCAACGAAGAUUGCAGGGUGCAAACCUGACCGCAUGUGUCAUGCGUCCAGUUUUGUUGAACUGUUGUGCUGCCACGCCAAGUGUGGCAUUGCGGUUGGAUAGCAUGAUUAUCAUGGAUAUCAUGGUGUGUUGCUGUGACGCAUUCACGACUGUGAGGCCGCUGCGACCUCGUUCCGUGUUGCGGCUUGCAAUGUACCCCGCACCGACCCGGAUCCAGCUG
This is a messenger RNA of Chlamydomonas reinhardtii, 6384 nucleotides long. RefSeq lists its product as uncharacterized. The transcript has 16 exons. The coding region runs from base 259 to 5586 and encodes 1775 amino acids. NCBI's taxonomy places the organism in Eukaryota, Viridiplantae, Chlorophyta, Chlorophyceae, Chlamydomonadales, Chlamydomonadaceae. The record is from RefSeq and is a predicted model, not a curated record. Gene Ontology annotation, biological process: calcium ion transmembrane transport; intracellular calcium ion homeostasis. Gene Ontology annotation, molecular function: calcium channel activity.